Cladophialophora yegresii CBS 114405 is the source of this 1188-nucleotide messenger RNA. RefSeq lists its product as uncharacterized. NCBI's taxonomy places the organism in Eukaryota, Fungi, Ascomycota, Eurotiomycetes, Chaetothyriales, Herpotrichiellaceae. The transcript has a single exon. Bases 1 to 1188 code for a protein of 395 amino acids. The record is from RefSeq and is a predicted model, not a curated record.
AUGGACCUCGCGGGCCCGGUGCCCGAACUCAAAUCCCAGGCGGCCUCAAGCUCAGGCUCAGGCUCGACAUCCAAGCCCGACGACACAUACCUUUCAGACUUUACCCGUCUAGGCGAGCAGGUCUACUAUUACGUAUCAUCCCCGACGUCCAUAUCAACGCCCACGCCACCAACAUCAAGCACGGCGGACGUGGUCGCCACUGCUUCUGCUUCUGCUUCUGCCACUGGCAGCUCUGCCGCCCAAGAACCAACUGCCGAUCCCGGCCUCAUCAUCAUCUGCUCCUGGAUGUACGCCCAGCCCCGGCACAUCGCGAAAUACUCGACCGCUUACCGGGCGAAGUAUACCUCCUCGCCGAUCCUCCUCCUCCGGCAAGACGGCGGCGACUUUUUCUGGCGCACGCACGCGACGCAGAUGCGCAACUUGGAGCCCGCUAUCCGUGUCAUUCGAAGGCUUCAGGCCGACGCCACGGGCCACAAACUGAGGGUGCUGAUGCAUGUCUUUUCCAACGGCGGCGCCUGGUCGGCAUGUCAGCUUGCGGAUGCCUACGCCCUUGCUUGCAGGGGUGAUCAUGAUGCCAUCCUCCCCGGGUGUCUCCCUCUCGCCGCCCUAAUCCUAGACUCAACCCCCAGCCUGCCCGACCCCGCGGCCUCGCACGCCGCCAUCUGCGAAGCCCUCCCCAGCGCGAAGACAUACCCUCUCACCCGCAAAACGGGCGAGAUUGCGGUGUCGUGCUUCCUGGCGCUGACUUCGGCCCUAGACGCCCUACUGGGCAGGGAACACCUCACGCUGAACAUCCGGCGCAGACUCAAUGAUCCGCAGGGCGCCUUUAUGCAAAGUGGCCUCCACACGAGGGCCUAUAUCUACAGCGAGGCGGAUGCGUUGAUCCCUGCGACGGACGUGGAGGUGCAUGCCGAGGAGGCGCGGGCCAUCCUGAGGGCGCGGCAGAGGGAGAACAAGAAUAAGGAGAAUCAGCGCCACGUGGGGACCAGUACUCACCUAACUCCCAACAUUGGUGACGACAGGCGUAAGAGUAACGGUCGCGGCGACAAAGUCAGUGACGACGGUACCGGUUGCGACAUAUGGCUCGAGAAGUUCGACCACACGCGACACGUAGGACACAUGCAGGGUGAUCCGGGCAGGUAUUGGGCUGUCAUCGACAAGGUAUGGAAAGGCGGAAGUAAGGAUUAG